AACAUUGAUUUAUUCGCAUUCAAAAGAAGAAUGCUUCAGUCAACAGUUGAAUGUUUGUAUUUGACACCAUUCAUGCUUCGAUCGACAUCAUUAUACUGUAGUAGUGCCGAGUCUGAUACCACGUUGGUCAGUGUAAGUUCCAGAAUAAUCAGGAGAUGCCGAUCCGUACAGAGAGUAUUCAUAUGGAAAUCGACAGACAACAGAAAUGAGUACUAACAAGUUAUCCGGGAUCACGUUAAUUUUCCUGUCGGCAUUGAUAUCAACAGCCGUGUGUGUGAAUGCAAAUUAUAUUUGGAGGGAAAAUGUAACAGAAGAGAACUUUAUCUAUAAUGAUGGCGUUGUGCUUACACAACAGACGUCAAACGCCAUUAAGUGUGCACGAGCCUGUAAAUCACACUCCAUUCCGUGUUUAGACAUUACCUACACGACAACGACAGAGGAGUGCCGAGGGUACAGCGGACUGUCACAUGACUCUAUCAGUCAAGCGAACACCAAAAUGUGGCGACACGUCUGUCGGCUAGACGGGUACACAUACGACCCGACCUUCCGUGUGUGUAUUCGUCUGUACACCACCGCUAAGACCUGGUUCGAAGCUUCGGAGUCGUGCUCUAAUGACACAGCAUAUCUCCUUAUACUGGACACACUGGAGAAAGUGCAGGCCACGAAAACUGGUGCUCACAAGGACCUUUUCUCAGAAUCACACAGUUGGUGGGUCGGAGGCUACGAUUAUGACAUCGGAACAGCAAAUGACUUCAAAUGGAGCAAUGGUGAAAGUAUUGCCAUACCAAGUGAUAUUUGGUUUCUACCGAACCAGCCGGACAAUCAAGCUGAAAUGUGUGUAAAUCUGUACAUAAACACCCCUGGGAUCAAUGACCAAGAAUGUGAUGAUUUAUUGUAUUAUGCGUGUCAGGAAGACAUUUAACUCCAAGAAGACUCGUGUGCAUUUCUUCGUCUAUAAAUUCACCUUCCUAAUCGGCACAUCUGUCAAUAAAAUGCUCCUUUACAUUUUCGUUCAUUGUACUGUAAACGUUGAAAUUUACGUGAGGUGGAAAUUUACGCUAAUAACGCAGAAUCCUUUCGUUCGCGAAAAUUCACCCCUCUCGUAUUAUUUUGAUACCAAUUUGCGUAAUCUUGAACUACAAGAGAAAGUGGAUCGAUCGCGAAAAUUACCCCCACGCGUAUAGUUUACAUAUUGACAUCGCAAAAUCAACCCCCGCGAAAAUAAUCAUGUUUACAGUAUAUAAAAUGUGUUUAAAAUUGUCAUUGGAUGAAA
Pecten maximus is the source of this 1273-nucleotide messenger RNA. Its product is annotated as secretory phospholipase A2 receptor-like. The transcript has 5 exons. Lineage: Eukaryota; Metazoa; Mollusca; Bivalvia; Pectinida; Pectinidae. The coding region runs from base 206 to 922 and encodes 238 amino acids. The record is from RefSeq and is a predicted model, not a curated record.